AUGGCGAGCUCGUCGAGGGCGGUUCGCGACCCCGGCAUUCUAACCCCGGAGUACAUGGCUUCGCUCGCGAGUCUGUGCAGGGUGAACUGCCCAACGGUAAACGAAAUCACCGCGAUUUUCACCAUCGAGUUUCGCCGCGCCCUGAGGGGAGGGCUGCCGAGGACGUCUGCUGGGCCUGUAGGUGUCAGUCUCCAAGUUCCAUCGACGUCCAGGGGACAUCCGUCGGCAACCAGGGGUGGCGUCAGAUUCCGUCGUUACCCCCCAGAGUUGGUCACGGGCCGUCGCGGGGACGGCGACACCAGUGGCGGCACCAGACGGCGACACGAAAGCGACCCCGAUCAGCGCUACGAUCGUUCGUGCACAUGGGAGCCCGGGAAACCGUGCUGGCUUUCGACUGAACUAGCACGAUGGAAUCGAGUGCUUGCCAGGGGCUGCUUCGAGCUGUGGGAACACGUGUGGACCGAGUUGACCAUAUCUGGGUUCCCAUGGCCCGAGUUUGAUGAGCCCGGUGUCUCGGAUUUGCUUCGUGUUUCACUACUGAUACACUUUCUGCUGCGCCAGCACAGAUGCGUGAAGCGCGUCAUUAUCAACUUCGACGUAAGCUCGCUGCAAGAUGUCAUGUUCUGGGACGCCAUAAGGAACGGAACGGCUGCCCUCACCUACUUGGAAUUCCAGCUCACGAAAGCUUGCCAAGUGGGCCAAGUUCCGAGGGCUGACUGCAUUCGCUGGGCUGACUCCAUUUCCAACCUCAGAUCCCUUGAGUCCUUGAGCAUUUCGCGUGUUUACUUCGAAGGCGAAAGCGCUGAGCUCUUGGCCAACUUCCUGCAGGAAACCACUACGCUCACCGCUCUCUCUAUGGAUGAUGUGGAGCCUGUUGGCGACAUUCCCGGGAGAUUCCUGGAAGCUCUCGUCCUGAACAGGACGCUAAAGAACUUACGCCUGUGCGACACGCUUUUGAUGGCUCGAAACGGCGAGGCCCUCGCGAAGUUCGUCCGCAACCACUCCGUCAUCGAAAGCAUUGAGGUGACUGGGGUGGAACACUUUUCCCCGUCAGCCCUCCUGAAAGCGGCAGUGCAGAGCCCGAGUCUGAGGCGUCUACACAUCAACUCAUGUACCAUCAAAGCCAUUGAUAUCGAGCAGAUGGCCGACGACCUGACUCGGCCGCCGGCGGCUCCAGCAUCUUGUGAAAACUUGAUGUCAAGGCCAGGUUCACCGUCGAGACGCCUUGAGGAGCUUGGAUUCUACCGAUGCUUCGGUUGCGACCCAAUAGUGGAAGAAGCCUAUGCAUCCCUCAUAGGAGGCAAGCGUUCUUUCUAA
This is a messenger RNA of Rhipicephalus sanguineus (brown dog tick), 1317 nucleotides long. RefSeq lists its product as uncharacterized. The transcript is spliced from 6 exons. NCBI's taxonomy places the organism in Eukaryota, Metazoa, Arthropoda, Arachnida, Ixodida, Ixodidae. The record is from RefSeq and is a predicted model, not a curated record. The coding region runs from base 1 to 1317 and encodes 438 amino acids.